Molecule: messenger RNA, 510 nt
Organism: Darwinula stevensoni
Lineage: Eukaryota; Metazoa; Arthropoda; Ostracoda; Podocopida; Darwinulidae
Source: the annotation of a GenBank genome assembly
AUGGCCCACAUCGAUCCCGACAUGCUUGAAUCACGGAAACCCUUCGGACGGAUGAGGCGGCUUUUAAGUUCGCAAUUCGGCAGGGUCUUCUGCCGGAUUGCACAACCCAGGCUCACAACUGUGUUGUCCCUGGCUAUAAUGGAUCGCCCGAGUCGGCCCUGCUCGAAGCUCCCCAUUAGAGUCAUCUUGGCGCUUGCCUGGACGUGGGCCUACGACUUUACCAAGAGCAAGCUCAUGUUAGCGGGAGAACUGAGUAGCCUUCGAAAUGAGACCUUUAUUGACUGGCGGCACUUCGCGAGAGAAAUCCUCCGGACGCUCUUCGCGAAUGCGCGGCCAAUGGGUGGCCCAGGAGAAGUGAUCCAGAUUGAUGAAAGCUACUUUCGAGGCGGGAACGUGCGACUCUGCUGCCCAUCAUCAGACGGCACAUUGCUCCGGGGACGGAGAUCUGGUCGGAUGAAUGGGCAGCAUAUGCGACCUCGAGCCAGCACGGAUACAUCCACAAGACCGUGA